Aspergillus alliaceus is the source of this 1966-nucleotide messenger RNA. RefSeq lists its product as uncharacterized. The transcript has 3 exons. NCBI's taxonomy places the organism in Eukaryota, Fungi, Ascomycota, Eurotiomycetes, Eurotiales, Aspergillaceae. Bases 127 to 1809 code for a protein of 560 amino acids. The record is from RefSeq and is a predicted model, not a curated record.
AUGCGCAACCCGCCCCUACUUAAUCGAAUGUCAACAACGUCUUUUGUUCUUCUCACCAAUUCUACUGUCAAAUGCCACACUUGAAUCGAAAAGCUCCCCCGGGGCUAUCAUUCAUAUGCGCAAAUUAUGCUGACUUCCAAGAAGCCGUUUCUGGCUGAUGAAGAGUUGGGGAAGAAGGACGACGACUAUCGACUACAGAAGCGCUCGCAUUUCUGGCACCCAUCGAAGCGAUGGAAGCUACCUCGGCCGCGGCGGAUUCUAUUUGGAGUGAUUACGUUGUAUUUGCUGUAUCUAUUUUUUAGAAAUAUGCCUACCGAUCUUUCUCCCGCUCCAGAGCGAUUUAACCCUGCACUUACGGAAGUGCGACAAAGACCUGGAAUAUCAUGGUCCCCUUCCGUACCAUCGCCCGCCAUCCCUCAACAAAGCCCUCCUUCACGGGAUGAGCUUGCGCCUGGUGGGGACCUUUACUAUGAGGGCAAAAUCCAUUUCAACGAUCUUGGUAAAACCUUGUAUAGGUUUCUCAAAUUACCGGGCGCCCAAGGCUUGCUUGCCAGUCGUGCAGUUGUCUUCGCAGGCGCCAGCCUGAAAAGCAUCUCGGAUCUUCUCCCUCUCGCUUGCAAGAUGGCUAAUCAGCGGGAUAAUGAAGUCCACUUCGUGUUUAUGGGGAGGGAUGACGUCUCAAUUGAAGGGAUCCAGCGCGUGAAUGGCAUAGACGACGGUGACUGUCCUAUCAAUUGGCAUGAUGGCCGAGCAGAUUACGCUCAGUGGUCGACAGAUGCCCGCAUGGAGAGGGCCAUUGUAUCCGGUUUAAGCUAUGUGCAAGCUUUUCUAUCUCCACAGGCAAUUAUCACUCAAGGAAAUUCACUGGAAGAAGCCUUUUUCUUACAAGGCGUUGUGAGGGGGACGCAGGAUCUUUGGAUGACCCAUAUUGCGCUUCCUACCGCUGCCAGACACCUUAUGUGGAUGUCUUUCCUAGAUAGUCACUCUCUUCAAGCGUGGAAUGAUUUCCACAUCGAGAUUCUGAUUCAAGCCCCUCCCGAAUCAUCUGGAUCUCUUAUCAGGUUGAUUCACUCAUUGAAAGAUGCAGACUACCUUGGAUCGAUUCCCAGUUUGACUAUUGAACUUCCCCAUGACGUGGAUUCGCAGCUUCUUCAGUAUUUAAGGACGAUGAAAUGGCCCCCUCACAUGUCGAGUAAGGUUACUCUCCGUCGACGUAUACGGGCAGGCGCCAUGGAUGCAGCCGAAGCUUCUCUGAGAACCGCAGAGGCUUUCUAUCCCCAAGAUCCAAAUACGACUCAUGUGCUCAUGCUCUCCCCGCAAACAGAGUUGUCGGCUUCUUUCUACCACUACCUUAAGUAUAUCGCAUUGAAGUACAAAUACGCGGCAACUGCGGAAAAAACGGCAUCGAAUUUACUUGGCGUUUCAUUAGAGCUCCCAUCCUCGCUUCCUACUAAAAGCGAAUUGUUCAACCCCGAUGCUAUUGAUACUAGUCAUAUCCCGUACCGCGGUGACGGAGAGACUAUAUCCGUCUCACUGCGGCAGGUUCCGAACAGUAACGCAGCAUUGUAUUUUGGAGAUAAGUGGAUUGAGCUCCAUUCUUUUCUUUCUGACCGGCUUGCCGAUGAAGAAUCUACAUCCCACGAAAAGAUUAUCUCAGAAAAGUACCCAGCUGUGAUGGAAUCUUUACUGGAGUUAAUGCGUGCAAGAGGCUAUUAUUUACUCUAUCCAGAUGCUAAGGAUACUCGGUCCCUAGCAAAUGUCCAUGAUGAUUUGGUUCAAAUUCCGGAAGAGUUCUCUCAAGAAAGCUAGACGAAGUUCACCAAGCCUGGCCCUAUUCCAAAAGAUGAUCCAUCCAGCGGAGCACUGGCCCAAUUAUUUCCUUUAAAUUAUCUUAGUGCUUGAAUGAUUACUGAUUUAGGUCAACUCUAAUAGUAUACAAAGUCGUAGCUUAGCUACGUGCCUUUAA